AUUUUGACAAAUAGAAGUCAAUAGUUCCCUACAAAGUGUAAACUUAUCGUUUUUCAUCUACAGAGAAUUACGAGUAUUUAUUUGAACAAAAUAAUUAGUUUAAGUAAAAAAUAAGAGAAAAUGAACCCGAAUAAAUUGAAUUUGUCGUUAGAAAUAAUCCUUUCAUUUAUAUUUUGCACAUUUCCCGUGUCUUUUGCGGGUAAAACCAAUUUCGUGACAUGCGGCUCAAUAAUAAAACUACUGAAUUCAGAUUAUGGUUCCCGUUUGCAUUCACAUGAUGUAAAAUAUGGUUCUGGUUCGGGCCAACAAUCGGUGACAGGAAUUGAGUUAAAAGAAGAUGUGAACAGUCAUUGGGUGAUAAAGGCACCAACAAAUAAGCAUUGUGAACGUGGCGAACCUAUACAAUGUGGCGACAUUAUACGCUUAGAGCAUUUAACUACCAAGAAGAAUUUACAUUCCCAUCAUUUUCCCUCACCCUUAUCUGGUGAACAGGAAGUAUCGGCCUAUGGGGAUGAUGGUGUAGGUGACACCGGUGAUCAUUGGGAAGUAAUUUGUUCCAAUGAUGAAUGGGUACGUGAUGCUCAUGUGCGCUUGCGGCAUUUAGACACAGGCAGUUAUUUGGGAAUGUCUGGACGUUCGUUUGGAAGACCAAUUUCUGGCCAAAUGGAGAUUGUCGGUUUUAGCAGUUCUCAGCACGGCACCCGAUGGACAACAGCAGAGGGUUUAUUUAUUGUACCAAAGGAUAAAGAAUCACACAAUGAAUAUGCUCACACCGAACUUUAGAAAAAUUGUGAUGUGCAUGGGCUUUGUACGAAUUUUGCCGCUAUGCUUUAUGAUAUACUUUUAUAAUAGUUAGUUUUUCAUUUAAUUAUUAUUUAGUUCAAAUUGAAUUUUAGUAUCUUGCAUUCAUGACAACACAUCAUACUUUCAACAUUCAAAUGCGGUAAUGUUGCAUGUUUUUAUGAAUAUCAAAUAAAUGCAAAUUGUGUAAAAAAAAACAAAAUUAACAAAGCAGUUAAAAA
This is a messenger RNA of Bactrocera neohumeralis, 1022 nucleotides long. Its product is annotated as stromal cell-derived factor 2. The record is from RefSeq and is a predicted model, not a curated record. The transcript has 2 exons. Bases 121 to 783 code for a protein of 220 amino acids. NCBI's taxonomy places the organism in Eukaryota, Metazoa, Arthropoda, Insecta, Diptera, Tephritidae.